Moneuplotes crassus is the source of this 1354-nucleotide messenger RNA. NCBI's taxonomy places the organism in Eukaryota, Ciliophora, Spirotrichea, Euplotida, Euplotidae. The record is from the annotation of a GenBank genome assembly.
UAAUUUAAAAAUUGAAUAAAAUGUUAGCUCCAGAAGACGAACCCUUUGAUGGAGAAGGAAGCAGGAUUCUUGAAGAAGAAGAGGAAGAUGAAGACAACAGAGAGCAUCUCGAACAAAAAGAGAAAAAAGAUAGAUACGUUGGAGGCAUUGACCCAGUCACAGGCCUCAGAGUCGGUAAAGGAAUCUAUAAAUACUCCAAUCCUUACUUUACUUAUGAAGGAGAGUGGGUCGAUGGCAAAAAGCAUGGUCAAGGCAAACUACUCUUUGCAGAUGGAGGCUUUUUUGAAGGUACUUUUGAAGAGGGACAAAUCAAUGGCUACGGAAUCAGAGUCUGGCCUAACGGUUGAGAAUACAAGGGUGACUGGAAGAAAGGAGAGAAGCAUGGCCAUGGAACACUUGAAAAUCAUGAAACAGGAGAAUCUUAUGUUGGAGAUUGGAACAUGAACCUCAGACAUGGAGGUGGCAAAUGGACAAAACCCAGCAAAGAAGUAAUCGAUGGAGAAUUUAAGUAUCAUUUCCCUCAAGGUCAUGUAUCUAUGAGGCUUUCUAACGGAGAUCUUUAUGAUGGAAAUGUAGAGAAAGGAAUCAUCCACGGCCAAGGAAAAUAUUGAUAUUUAAGCACCUCUAUGUGCUACGAAGGAGAAUUUGUUGAAGCGAAAAGACAAGGAUUAGGAAAAUUCUAUGCCAUGAAAGGAGUAUAUGUUUAUGAAGGCAGAUUUGAAGAUGAUAAACAAACCAAGAUUCCAAAUCAACUUUUGUAUUAUCAAGAACCAAAAGAAGAAGAACCAGAAGAUAAAAAGAAGAAAGACAACAAGAAAGGAGAACCAGAAGAAGAUGAAAAUCCAAAUAAAAUAGUUUAUGAAGUUGGAGUUUCAGAUCCUAUUCGGAUUGAACUCAGAUCGGUGUUUCAAGGAGAAGACUAUGAAGAUGACACUCCUCCUGAUGAAGAAGAACUUAAAUAAACAAGCUGCUUCCAAGAAAGGUCAAGAUGAGGAAGAAUCAGGAAGAGCAGUUUCUUUUAGCUUAGGAAGAUUUGAAGACAAACCUUUAGAAGAAGGCCAAGAACAAGAAGGAGAGCCAGAAAAAAUUUGGGCAGAAUAUAAAUUCUCUCAAAGCGAAGACCUCACAAGAGUCGAGGUACUCUCUAAAGAAGGAAUCUUUGUAAUCGAAGGGCUCACAUAUAAUAUCAGCGAAGAGUUCAAAGCAGGAAAGUAUGAAAUAUUAGCAAAGGAUGUGACACCUUUCAUUGAUAAUCAUCUCAAUGAAGUGAAAAUUUCACUUGAGAUAAUUGAUCCAGAAGAGCCUCCAGUUCCAGCAAAGGGUAAAAAGAAAUAAUAAAUUUCAAUUCAUAGCC